AUGGUGACUCGUGAAGAAAUGCCUCGAGCCGAGGCAGACCAAGGGUUGUGCCUCGGGGAUUUUGACUAUGGCAACGUGCUCGGCAAGGCCAUUCUGUUCUUCGAAGGCCAGCGCUCGGGGAAGUUGCCGAGCCAGCGAGUCAAAUGGAGGGGAGACUCUGCACUAUUGGACGGCAGCCCUGAGAAUGUUAACUUGGUUGGAGGAUACUACGAUGCGGGCGACAACGUCAAGUUUGGUUGGCCGAUGGCAUUUGCUGUCACCCUGUUGAGUUGGACUGCUACAGAGAACCGAAGGGAGAUCUCGGCGACCAACCAGCUUCGGUAUUUGCGAAGUGCGAUCAAAUGGGGGACCGACUUCCUAUUACAAGCUCACACUUCGCCUACCACACUAUAUACGCAGGUGGGAGAUGGGAACUUGGAUCACCAAUGCUGGGAACGCCCCGAAGACAUGGACACGGCAAGGACGCUCUAUAAGAUCACCUCUAGUUCGCCAGGAACCGAAGCGGCAGCUGAAGCGGCUGCUGCUCUUUCUGCAGCUUCAAUUGUUUUUAAAUCGGUCAACUCCAACUACUCCAGACUGCUUCUGAGUAAAUCGAAAUCUCUAUUUGAAUUGGCAGACAAGUACAGAGGAUCUUACCAGGGCUCGUGCCCUUUCUACUGCUCUUACUCAGGCUACCAGGAUGAGCUUCUAUGGGCUAGUGUUUGGUUAUACAAGGCAAGUGGAGACAGCAACUACUUGAACUAUGUAUUGAGCAACCAGGGAUGGAGCCAGGCGGUUUCCGAAUUCAGCUGGGACAACAAAUUCGCUGGUGCACAAAUGCUCUUGGCCGAGGAGUUCCACCGUGGCAAGAGCAAUUUGGCCAAGUUCAACAAUGACGCCGUAUCGUUUGUGUGUGCCUUGAUGCCUGGAAGUAGCUCUGUCCAGAUCAAGACGACGCCCGGUGGUCUGCUGUAUACUCGGGACAGUUCGAAUCUGCAGUAUGCGAUGAGCGCAUCGAUGGUGCUCCUGAUACACUCGAAGACGUUGAGAGAGGCUCACGUCGAUGGAGUCCAAUGCGGGUCUGCACAUUUCUCUGCCUCCCAAAUCAGAGAAUUCGCGAAAUCACAGGUGGACUACAUCCUGGGGAAGAAUCCUAUGAACAUGUCAUACAUGGUGGGCUGGGGCUCCAGAUACCCGAGGCGGCUGCACCACCGCGGUGCGUCAAUCCCGUCCAUUCACGUCCACCCUGCCAAGGUGGGCUGCAACGACGGUCUCGCCACGUACUAUUCAUCGACCAAUCCGAACCCGAACACCCAUGUGGGGGCGAUCGUGGGCGGGCCCGACUCGAACGACCGGUUUGGUGAUUUAAGAUCGGACUACUCACACUCGGAGCCCGCGACGUACAUGAACGCGGCCUUUGUUGGGGCGGCUGCUGCUUUGGUUCCUAGAACCUAA
Eucalyptus grandis is the source of this 1434-nucleotide messenger RNA. RefSeq names its product endoglucanase. Gene Ontology annotation, molecular function: hydrolase activity, hydrolyzing O-glycosyl compounds. Gene Ontology annotation, biological process: carbohydrate metabolic process. Lineage: Eukaryota; Viridiplantae; Streptophyta; Magnoliopsida; Myrtales; Myrtaceae. The record is from RefSeq and is a predicted model, not a curated record.